This is a messenger RNA of Carlito syrichta (Philippine tarsier), 6510 nucleotides long. It is a transcript of the gene ARID1B, whose product is annotated as AT-rich interaction domain 1B. Gene Ontology annotation, cellular component: nucleoplasm; brahma complex; nBAF complex. The coding region runs from base 360 to 5108 and encodes 1582 amino acids. Gene Ontology annotation, molecular function: DNA binding; nucleosome binding. The record is from RefSeq and is a predicted model, not a curated record. The transcript is spliced from 18 exons. Gene Ontology annotation, biological process: regulation of transcription by RNA polymerase II; positive regulation of DNA-templated transcription; chromatin remodeling. Lineage: Eukaryota; Metazoa; Chordata; Mammalia; Primates; Tarsiidae.
UGUCUCACGAAGGCUAUGGAACUAGAUCUCAACCUCCUCUGGCCCCCGGAAAACCUAACCAUGAAGACUUGAACUUGAUACAACAAGAAAGACCAUCAAGUUUACCAGAUCUGUCUGGCUCCAUCGAUGACCUCCCCACGGGAACGGAAGCAACUUUGAGUUCAGCAGUCAGUGCAUCCGGGUCCACAAGCAGCCAAGGGGAUCAGAGCAACCCGGCGCAGUCGCCUUUCUCCCCACAUGCGUCCCCACAUCUCUCCAGUAUCCCGGGGGGCCCCUCCCCGUCUCCUGUUGGCUCACCUGUAGGAAGCAACCAGUCACGAUCUGGCCCAAUUUCUCCCGCAAGUAUCCCAGGCAGUCAAAUGCCUCCUCAGCCACCUGGGAGCCAGUCAGAAUCCAGUUCCCAUCCUGCCUUGAGCCAGUCACCAAUGCCACAGGAAAGAGGUUUUAUGGCAGGCACACAAAGAAAUCCUCAGAUGUCUCAGUAUGGACCUCAGCAGACAGGACCAUCCAUGUCGCCUCAUCCUUCUCCUGGGGGCCAGAUGCAUCCUGGAAUCAGUAGCUUUCAGCAGAGUAACUCAAGUGGGACUUACGGUCCACAGAUGAGCCAGUAUGGACCACAAGGUAACUACUCCAGACCCCCAACGUAUAGUGGGGUGCCCAGUGCAAGCUACAGCGGCCCAGGGCCCGGUAUGGGUAUCAAUGCCAACAACCAGAUGCAUGGACAAGGGCCAAGCCAGCCAUGUGGUGCUAUGCCCCUGGGACGAAUGCCAUCAGCUGGGAUGCAGAACAGACCAUUUCCUGGAAAUAUGAGCAGCAUGACCCCCAGUUCUCCUGGCAUGUCUCAGCAGGCAGGGCCAGGAAUGGGGCCGCCAAUGCCAACUGUGAACCGUAAGGCACAGGAGGCAGCUGCAGCAGUGAUGCAGGCUGCUGCAAACUCAGCACAAAGCAGGCCACCAUACAUUAGGUCGCCUGCUUAUCCCAGCCAGUCUGGGGCUGGCGGACGCCCCAUGUUUUCUUCCCAGCACCCCAACUAUGGCAACUCUCAGGCUCCCAUGAUGCACCAGCCUGACCAGUACGGGCAAGGCAGUUUCCCUGGCAUGAACCAGAGUGGACUCAUGGCCUCCAGCUCUGCCUACAGCCAGCCUGUGAACAACAACUCUGGCCUGAUGAACACGCAGGCGCCGCCAUACAGCGUGACGCCCGCCAUGGUGAACAGCUCGGCAGCAUCUAUGGGUCUUGCAGAUAUGAUGUCUCCUGGUGAAUCCAAACUGCCCCUGCCUCUCAAAGCAGAUGGCAAAGAAGAAGGCACUCCACAGCCCGAGAGCAAGUCAAAGGAUAGCUACAGCUCUCAGGGUAUUUCUCAGCCCCCAACCCCAGGCAACCUGCCAGUCCCUUCCCCAAUGUCCCCCAGCUCUGCUAGCAUCUCCUCAUUUCAUGGAGAUGAAAGUGAUAGCAUUAGCAGCCCAGGCUGGCCAAAGACUCCAUCAAGCCCUAAGUCCAGCUCCUCCACCACCACUGGGGAGAAGAUCACAAAGGUAUAUGAACUGGGGAACGAGCCAGAGAGAAAGCUCUGGGUCGACCGGUACCUCACCUUCAUGGAAGAGCGAGGCUCCCCUGUGUCCAGUCUGCCUGCUGUGGGCAAGAAGCCCCUGGACCUGUUCCGACUCUAUGUCUGCGUCAAAGAGAUUGGAGGUUUGGCACAGGUUAAUAAAAACAAGAAGUGGCGUGAGCUGGCAACCAACCUGAAUGUUGGCACUUCGAGCAGUGCGGCGAGCUCCCUGAAAAAGCAGUAUAUCCAGUACCUGUUCGCCUUCGAGUGCAAGAUCGAACGAGGGGAGGAGCCGCCGCCGGAAGUCUUCAGCACCGGGGACGCCAAGAAGCAGCCCAAGCUCCAGCCGCCAUCUCCUGCCAACUCAGGAUCCUUGCAAGGCCCACAGACCCCCCAGUCAACUGGCAGCAACUCCAUGGCUGAGGUUCCAGGCGACCUGAAGCCACCCACUCCAGCCUCCACCCCUCAUGGACAGAUGACCCCAAUGCAAGGUGGAAGAAGCAGUACAAUCAGUGUGCAUGACCCGUUCUCAGAUGUGAGUGAGUCAUCAUUCCCCAAACGGAACUCCAUGACUCCCAACACCCCCUACCAGCAGGGCAUGAGCAUGCCUGACGUGAUGGGCAGGAUGCCCUAUGAGCCCAACAAGGACCCCUUCGGGGGAAUGAGAAAAGUGCCUGGAAGUAGCGAGCCCUUUAUGACGCAAGGACAGAUGCCCAACAGCGGCAUGCAGGACAUGUACAACCAAAGUCCCUCUGGAACGAUGUCAAAUCUAGGCAUGAGCCAGCGACAGCAGUUUCCCUAUGGAACCAGUUAUGAUCGAAGGCAUGAACCUUACGGGCAACAGUAUCCAGGCCAAGGUCCUCCCUCGGGACAGUCGCCGUAUGGAGGGCACCAGCCUGGCCUGUACCCACAGCAGCCGAAUUACAAGCGCCAUAUGGAUGGCAUGUAUGGGCCUCCGGCCAAGCGCCAUGAGGGAGACAUGUACAACAUGCAGUACAGCACCCAGCAGCAGGAGAUGUACAACCAGUAUGGAAGCUCCUACUCGGGGCCGGACAGGAGGCCCAUACAGGGCCAGUAUCCAUACCCCUACAACAGAGAGAGGAUGCAGGGCCCGGGGCAGAUACAGACACAUGGAAUCCCGCCUCAGAUGAUGGGUGGCCCGAUGCAGUCGUCCUCCAGCGAAGGGCCUCAGCAGAACAUGUGGGCGACACGCAACGAUAUGCCUUACCCGUACCAGAACAGGCAGGGCCCAGGUGGCCCUGCGCAGGCACCUCCGUACCCAGGCAUGAACCGCACAGACGAUAUGAUGGUACCUGAUCAAAGGAUAAAUCACGAGAGCCAGUGGCCUUCUCACAUCAGCCAGCGUCAGCCUUAUAUGUCGUCCUCAGCCUCCAUGCAGCCCAUCACGCGCCCGCCGCAGCCGUCCUACCAGACGCCACCGUCACUGCCAAACCACAUCUCCAGGGCGCCCAGCCCAGCAUCCUUCCAGCGCUCCCUGGAGAACCGCAUGUCUCCAAGCAAGUCUCCCUUUCUGCCCUCUAUGAAGAUGCAGAAGGUCAUGCCCACAGUCCCCACAUCCCAGGUCACCGGACCACCCCCCCAGCCGCCCCCAAUCAGGAGGGAGAUCACCUUUCCUCCUGGCUCAGUGGAAGCGUCACAGCCGGUCUUAAAACAAAGGCGAAAGAUUACCUCAAAAGAUAUCGUUACUCCUGAGGCAUGGCGUGUGAUGAUGUCCCUUAAAUCAGGUCUUCUGGCUGAAAGUACUUGGGCUUUGGACACUAUUAAUAUCCUUCUGUAUGAUGACAGCACUGUUGCUACUUUUAAUCUCUCCCAGUUGUCUGGAUUUCUGGAACUCUUAGUCGAGUACUUUAGAAAAUGUCUGAUUGACAUUUUUGGAAUUCUCAUGGAAUAUGAAGUGGGAGACCCCAGCCAAAAAGCACUCGAUCACAGUGCAGCACGGAGAGAUGACAGCCAGUCUUUGGCAGAUGAUUCCGGGAGGGAGGACGAAGAUGCUGAAUGUAUUGAUGACGAUGAGACGGACGAGGAGGAUGAAGAGGAAGACAGUGAGAAAACAGAAGCCAAUGACAAGAGCAGUGCUGCUCUGACCACUCCGGACGCCACUGCAGACCCAAAGGAGAAGCCCAAGCAGGCCAGUAAGUUUGACAGGCUGCCAAUCAAGAUAGUCAAAAAGAACAACCUGUUUGUCGUUGACCGAUCCGACAGGCUGGGGCGCGUGCAGGAGUUCAGCAGCGGGCUUCUGCACUGGCAGCUCGGCGGGGGCGACACCACCGAGCACAUCCAGACUCACUUUGAGAGCAAGAUGGAAAUUCCCCCUCGCAGGCGUCCCCCUCCCCCCUCAAGCUCCACAGGCAGAAAGAAAGAGCAGGAAGGCAAAGGAGAUUCUGAGGAGCAGCAGGAGAAGAGCAUCAUAGCGACCAUCGAUGAUGUCCUGUCUGCUCGGCCAGGGGCGCUGCCUGAAGACGCAGACCCUGGGCCCCAGACCGAGAGCAGUAAGUUUCCCUUUGGCAUACAGCAGGCCAGAAGUCACCGGAACAUCAAGCUGCUGGAGGACGAGCCGCGGAGCCGAGACGAGACACCCCUGUGCACCAUUGCGCACUGGCAGGACUCGCUGGCCAAACGCUGCAUUUGUGUGUCCAACAUCGUCCGGAGCUUGUCUUUCGUGCCUGGCAACGAUGCCGAGAUGUCCAAACAUCCAGGCUUGGUGCUGAUCCUGGGGAAGCUGAUUCUUCUUCACCACGAGCAUCCCGAGAGAAAACGAGCACCGCAAACCUAUGAGAAAGAGGAGGACGAGGACAAGGGGGUGGUCUGCAGCAAGGAUGAGUGGUGGUGGGACUGCCUGGAGGUUUUGAGGGAUAACACACUGGUCACGCUAGCCAACAUUUCUGGGCAGCUAGACUUGUCUGCUUACACGGAAAGCAUCUGCUUGCCGAUUUUGGAUGGCUUGCUGCACUGGAUGGUGUGCCCAUCUGCGGAGGCACAAGACCCCUUUCCAACUGUGGGACCCAACUCGGUCCUAUCGCCUCAGAGACUUGUGCUGGAGACCCUCUGUAAACUCAGUAUCCAGGACAAUAACGUGGACCUCAUCUUGGCCACACCUCCAUUUAGUCGUCAGGAGAAAUUCUAUGCUACGCUAGUUAGGUACGUUGGGGACCGCAAAAACCCAGUCUGUCGAGAAAUGUCCAUGGCACUCUUAUCGAACCUUGCCCAAGGGGACGCGCUUGCAGCAAGGGCAAUAGCUGUGCAGAAAGGAAGCAUUGGAAACUUGAUAAGCUUCCUGGAGGACGGGGUCACAAUGGCCCAGUACCAGCAGAGCCAGCAUAACCUCAUGCACAUGCAGCCCCCGCCCCUGGAGCCCCCGAGUGUGGACAUGAUGUGCAGGGCGGCCAAGGCUCUGCUGGCCAUGGCCAGAGUGGACGAAAACCGCUCGGAAUUCCUCUUGCACGAGGGCCGGUUGCUGGAUAUCUCGAUAUCAGCUGUCCUGAACUCUCUGGUUGCAUCUGUCAUCUGUGAUGUACUAUUUCAGAUUGGGCAGUUAUGACACAAGUGAGAAGGCAAGCAUGUGUGAGUGAAGAUUAGAGGGUCACAUAUAACGGGCUGUUUUCUGUUCUUGUUUAUCCAGCGUAGGAAGAAGGAAAAGAAAACCUUUGCUCCUCUGCCCCAUUCACUAUUUACCAAUUGGGAAUUAAAGAAAUAAUUAAUUUGAACAGUUAUGAAAUUAAUAUUUGCUGUCUGUGUGUACAAGUACAUCCUUUUGGGGUUUUUUAAUUUCUUUUUUUUUUUAACCAAAGUUGCUGUCUAGUGCAUUCAAAGGUCACUUCUUGUUUUUCACAGAUUUUCUUUUUAAUGUUCUUUUCCAUGUUGUAUUGCAUUUUUGGGGGAAGCGAAUUGACUUUAAAGAAAAAGUUGUGGCAAAAGAUGCUAAGAUGGGAAAAAUUUCACCACACUGAGGCAAAGAGGUGAACAAUUACCAAUUUCCUAUGUAUUUUAUUCUUCAGAAAAUGGGGAGAAAAGAAAAAAAAAACUGCAUCCCAUCACCCAAAGCUCUGUGCAAUAGAAAUUCCUAGAGAUAUAGGUCUAGGGGCUCAGGAGGUGUGUCAGUCAGUAGUCAGAACUAUGAAAUGAUACUGGUUUCUCCACAACAAAAUGGUUACAUUAGGCUAGGAGCAAAAACAAUGUUUUUUAAGUUAAGAUUGAAAAUACAUACCUGACAACGAUCAACAGAAAUUGCUUCCUCACCACUACCGUCAUGUCUGCUGUCCGGCAUUUGACCUUCCACAUGACAGUGCUUCACAAUUCCUUUAAUCAUUUUUUAAAUAUUUUUUUUACUGCCUAUGGGCUGUGAUGUAUAUAGAAGUUGUACAUUAAACAUACCCUCAUUUUUUUCUUUUCUUUUUUUUUUUUUUAGUACAAAGUUUUUAGUUUCUUUUUCAUGAUGUGGUAACUACGAAGUGAUGGUAGAUUUAAAUAAUUUUUUAUUUUUAUUUUAUAUAUUUUUUCAUUAGGGCCAUAUCUCCAAAAAAAAAAAAAAAAAGGAAGAAAAAAUACAAAAAACAAAAACAAACAAAAAAAGAGGGUAAUGUACAAGUUUCUGUAUGUAUAAAGUCAUGCUCUAUUUCGGGAGAGCAGCUGAUCACAAUUUGCUUCAUGAAUCAAGGUGUGGAAAUGGUUGCAUAUGGAUUGAUUUAGAGAAUGGUUAUCAGUACAGACAAAAAAGAGAAAAUGAAAAAAAUACAACUCAAAGGAAGAAACACAACUGCAAAGAUUUUUCAGUGACAAGAAUCCACAUUUGUAUUUCAAGAUAAUGUAGUUUAAAAAAAAAAGAAAAAACUUGAUGUAAAUUCCUCCUUUUCCUCUGGCUUAAUGAAUAUCAUUUAUUCAGUAUAAAAUCUUUAUAUGUUCCACAUGUUAAGAAUAAAUGUACAUUAAAUCUUGUUAAGCAC